GGAACAGCCCGACCUUGCUGACAGCAUGUUUUUAAUUUUUAUGACGGGGCGAAGGCGCGCAGGGUAAAAACGGCCGGGAUUUUUUUAAUAAGGUUUUUUUGUUGGUGUUUGAGGGUGUGACGUCAGGCGGCGGUUGGUGAGUCCAUGUUGGAUCCGGGAGCGGCCCGAGAGCCGGAGUCAGAGAGCCAGAGCCAUGAAUGGCAUCACCCGCGGCCGCUUUGAGGUUUUCUCAAGCAAUGAUGAAUCACUCAUAAAUAAAAAGUUACCCAAAGAACUUCUGUUGAGAAUAUUUUCCUUCUUGGAUGUUGUCACUUUGUGUCGCUGUGCUCAGGUUUCCAAGGCAUGGAAUAUCCUGGCAUUGGAUGGCAGCAACUGGCAGAGGAUUGACUUGUUUAAUUUCCAGACAGACAUAGAGGGUCGUGUAGUGGAAAACAUUUCUAAACGAUGUGGAGGAUUCCUACGUCAACUUAGCCUGCGGGGGUGUCUUAGCAUUGGUGAUGCUUCUCUUAAGACUUUUGCACAGAACUGUAAGAAUAUUGAAGACUUAAACCUCAAUGGUUGCACAAAAAUUAAUGAUAGCACCUGCAUCAGCCUUAGUAAAUUCUGCACUAAACUGAAAAACUUGGAUCUCACAUCGUGUGUAUCUAUUACAAACAAUUCAUUGAAGGCAUUGAGUGAGGGUAAUCGAAACCUUGAGCAUUUAAACAUUUCCUGGUGUGACCAGGUGACGAAGGAUGGGAUAGAGGCUCUAGUGGGAGGAUGUAGUGGUCUGAAGGCCAUGUUUUUGAGAGGGUGCACACAGCUGGAUGAUGACUCAUUGAAACACAUACAGGUUCACUGUCCGGAACUAGUGACACUUAAUUUGCAGGCAUGUUCGCAAAUCACAGAUGAAGGAUUAGUAAGUGUUUGCAGAGGCUGCCAUAAACUCCAGUUUCUAUGUGUGUCUGGAUGUGGAAACAUUACUGAUGCUUCCAUAACCGCAUUGGGAUUGAAUUGUCCUAGACUAAAGAUCCUGGAGGUAGCACGAUGUUCACAUUUGACAGAUGCUGGCUUUACAGUUUUAGCGAGGAAUUGUCAUGAACUUGAAAAGAUGGAUCUGGAAGAGUGUAUUCUGAUUACAGACAACACGCUGAUUCAGUUGUCCAUUCACUGUCCUAGGUUAGAGGCACUGAGCUUAUCUCACUGUGAACUGAUCACAGACGAUGGUAUCCGUCACCUAAGCAACAGUCCAUGUGGCCAUGAAAGACUGCAGGUUGUAGAACUAGACAACUGUCCCCUCAUCACUGAUGUGACACUUGAACAUCUGAAGAGCUGUCACAACCUGGAGAGAAUAGAAUUGUAUGACUGUCAACAAGUCACUCGAGCAGGAAUCAAAAGAAUAAGGGCCCAUCUACCAGACAUUAAGGUUCAUGCUUACUUCGCCCCAGUUACCCCUCCACCUUCAGUGGGUGGCAGUGGACAACGGCUAUGCAGAUGCUGCAUUAUCCUUUGACAUGAGGCUUUGAGUUCAAGAAAUACUGUGAAAGUGAGUUGUUCUUGCACUGGUGAUCUUGAGACUCCUAAUUGGGGAAAAAGCUCUUGGAAGAAAUCACUACACAACCUGAUUUAACUCCACGUCAAUCUUACUGAAAAUAGCAAGGUUAAUGGAGAAAGGUCUAAAUUUGGACCAAGAGUUAAAGGGAAGGUUUGGAGUCUUUGAUAUAGAAUAAAGCCCCACCCAUGUUGGUAAUGCUUCCAUUUAAAGUCCAAUACAAAUCCUGUGUCCUCUCCGCCCUCCCCACCAUUACCUUCAAAGUGAUAAUCAUGCUGUGAUGAAUUCAGUGUUCAGUAAUGGUGCAGACUGCUUCACUAACCAAUUGCAUUGUAAUAUGUCAGGCAUGUAGCUGAUGAAGUCAAAUUGGUUAAUGGACCCCAGGCAUCAGAAUAUUGAAAGGUGUAAAGUUUGGGAUCAUUCUUUUAUUUCUAUACAUGUAGCUGUGAUAUUAAAGGAAAGAUCUUUGUUUGGCAGCAGUUAGGUUCACAAAAUAGUGAGACUGCACUUUUCCAAUAGGGCAGACAUUUUCAGUAUGUGACCUGAUUUGAUAACUACAUGUGUUGAACAUCUUGUUUGAGCGGGAUACAAAUCGGUAGUACUUUUCUGUGAAAACGUAAUCUGUUUAUCUAAAGUGGCUUGCAAUAUUUAACUGGAUCUGAAUAUGAAUAAGGCAUGAUUGUUUCUAGGAUUAAAGCCAAUUUUAAAGCUUCAUCCACAUAUCCCAGUAAAAGUGUAAUUUUGGGAUUCAGAAUAAAAGACUGUAUAUACACAGUGGUCAGUGAAUGUUUCUGUUUUCAGUCCAUUUUUGCAGAGGGGCACUUUACAAGUCUUUCUACAGUAGGAAUUGUAAAUUCAUAUUAAGACAUGACAGAAUCAGAUUAGAAUUUAUUUAGUCUAAAUUUACCUAAAAGACCUUUUGUCUUAAAUCUUGUGGUGAAAAGACAAAGUUUAUAUCCAAAAUAUUGAUGUAUACAUUAGAAAUUAACACAACUGGAUUCUUAUCAAAUGUGUUUAUAACUUUACUGUAAAUCUUACAAUCAUACUACUAAAAUGUAAUUUUAAAAAAUGGAAUAAAGUAAUAAUUACAGUU
Molecule: messenger RNA, 2624 nt
Organism: Carcharodon carcharias (great white shark)
Lineage: Eukaryota; Metazoa; Chordata; Chondrichthyes; Lamniformes; Lamnidae
Gene: fbxl2
Product: F-box and leucine-rich repeat protein 2
Exons: 15
Coding region: 194-1492 (432 amino acids)
Molecular function (GO): protein binding
Source: RefSeq, a predicted model, not a curated record